CGGGGUGGAGAGGAGAGAGCGAGGAAUACUCCCUUUAAAUAGCUUUAUUCGAUCCUUGGUAAUUAAACUCACGCUACAUAUUUCAACUCCACGCAACGGGCCACAGCGAAAAUUUACUUCUCUAUUGAUCAUGUUGCGAUUUGCUUCCGUUUUGUUAUUUGCCCUAGUUGCACGAAGGACAUUUCUGGCACCAAUUCCGGAUGGUUCCAUCACAAAUCUUGACCCUGACAUGGUCGACAUGGAGAUGAUCGAAGGAGAGAUGCCAGAAGAAGAGAGGAGGAUGAUAUUGGAGCAGAUCACUGGGCUUACAGACGAUGAUUUAGACGUCAAUUUUGAUGAAGCUAUUGAGGACCAAACUUUGGUGGCAAAAGAAGGAGAGGUCGAAUAUAAUACGGGUGACAAAGUGCUACAUUCAAGUCGAAAGAACGGCAGAACACGAUUAAAGAUCAAGUUGGAUCCGUCUCUAACUAACGAUACUAAAGUUGGCUUAAAUACUAACAUGAAUGGCAAAAAGGCUGAACUGUCGUUAUCUCAUGGCUUACAGAAGACGAUAGCAAGGUUCCACGUCAAUAAUUUCGGUACCCUACCCAACGGCCGUCCGAUAGGAAUACAUCGUUUAACUCACACUUCCGUGAGACAUAAACAUGUGCCUUUAAAGGAAGGCGAGAAAGCAGUGAGAAUCAGAUACUACAAGGGGCGAGCCUAUCACAGGGGUGACGGUUCCACGUUGCGGAAGCACGUUCUUCACAUCAGAACUCGACCUAGUCUCCUCGAUAAACAGCAUACACGAAUCAAUGUCACGAUAGGGGACUUCAAGGAGGGCAAACAAUACAUGAGCGUUGGAGGAAUAGAGUUCCUGAUGAGAGACGACUCUGCCCGUUACGAGCGAUGUAAGAAGAUGCCACACAGAUGUAAGAUAAACUACACUACCACCAGAAAAAGAAUUAAGAUCGCCGGCAAGGACAUGUCCCAAAACAUAAAAGAUAUGUAUCCUUCUCUUUUGAGCGACAAAUACAACAACCCCUUCCAGCGACCAGGCGAGAGGUUCAUCCCUAAAGACGCUCCGUGAGUGCUGGAGACAGCGAGUGUCAACUCGGCCAAACCAGCGAGCACUGGUGAGCGAGAUUGGGGUAAUGCGAUCCAAUGAGAGACUACAGUCCGACUGUGGCCACAGUCAUGAAGCGAGAAAAAGACAGUUUGAAACGCUGCGAUUGAGGGAUAAUUUCAGUGAUUGUUGUUUGUAAACCGUUGGUGUUAUUUUUGUUGUAAUAUCUUAUGGUUGAGGUAAUUGAACUCAGACUUUAUUUGAGAUCGUAUGUAUGAAUGGGAUUGUUAUGUAUAACUAUAAGUUUGACAAAUUGACGACAGAUUAUCUUCAAGUUUCUAACUAACAAAUCCACAAUAAACAGAAACAUCUUUCGUGGAACAUAUAAUUUUAGUCUGCUCUGCAAUUAUUAAAUAUUCAGUUAUUCAACCUGAAUUCUAUAUCUACAUUGUGAUGUAGUAUGUUCAUAUUUAUUCAUCAUUCCCCUA
Bolinopsis microptera is the source of this 1533-nucleotide messenger RNA. RefSeq lists its product as uncharacterized. The record is from RefSeq and is a predicted model, not a curated record. The coding region runs from base 131 to 1069 and encodes 312 amino acids. The transcript has 5 exons. Lineage: Eukaryota; Metazoa; Ctenophora; Tentaculata; Lobata; Bolinopsidae.